Messenger RNA from Lipotes vexillifer (Yangtze River dolphin), 2396 nucleotides. It is a transcript of the gene ANGEL1, whose product is annotated as angel homolog 1. Gene Ontology annotation, molecular function: 3'-5'-RNA exonuclease activity. The record is from RefSeq and is a predicted model, not a curated record. Lineage: Eukaryota; Metazoa; Chordata; Mammalia; Artiodactyla; Lipotidae. Bases 4 to 2007 code for a protein of 667 amino acids. The transcript is spliced from 10 exons.
GCCAUGAUCGCGUCGUGCCUGUGUUACCUGCUGCUGCCGGCCGCGCGCCUUUUCCGCGCCCUCUCAGAUGCUUUCUUUACAUGUCGGAAAAAUGCCCUCCUGGCGAAGAGCUCGUCCACCCAGGUAGACGGCGACUUUGCCAUGGCCCCUCGGGGCCCUGACCAGGAGGAGUGUGAGGGCCUGCUGCAGCAGUGGCAAGAAGAAGGGUCAAGCCAGGCACUCUCAAGUGUGAGCGAGGGUCUGCUUGUAGAUAAGGGAGUAGCCGAGAGCAGCCUGGCGCACCUGAUGGAUAAUCCUGGAGAACAGGAUGCUGCUUCAGAAGACAAGUGGUCCAGCAGGCAGCUGAGUGACCUGUGGGCACCAGAGAACCUGGAGGAGCCUUUCCCUGAGGUGCUAGGAGAGGAGCCACUGCCAGAGGUCGAGGGCCCAAUGUGGGCAGAAGUCCCGGUGCAGACCGGCCCCCAGUAUGCAGACUGUGCUGUCUCCCCAGUGGGUGCCCUGGCUGCAGAGCAGUGGGAAGAGGACCCCGCAGUGGUGGCCUGGAGCAUAGCACCGGAGCCUGUGCCCCAGGAAGAGGCUCCCAUCUGGCCCUUUGAGGGCCUGGGGCAGUUGCAGCCUCCCCCAAUGGAAAUCCCAUAUCAUGAAAUCUUGUGGCGAGAAUGGGAGGAUUUCUCCACUCAGCCAGAUGCUCAGGGCCUGGAGGCAGGGGAUGGCCCUCAGUUCCAGUUCAGUCUGAUGUCCUAUAACAUCCUGGCUCAGGACCUGAUGCAGCAGAGCUCAGAGCUCUAUCUGCAUUGCCAUCCAGACAUCCUCAGUUGGAACUACCGCUUUGCGAAUCUCAUGCAGGAAUUCCAGCACUGGGAUCCCGAUAUCUUGUGUCUCCAGGAAGUCCAGGAAGACCAUUACUGGCAGCAGCUGGAGCCCUCUCUGAGAACGAUGGGCUUUACCUGUUUCUACAAGAGGAGGACCGGGUAUAAGACAGAUGGCUGUGCUGUCUGCUACAAGCCCACGCGAUUCCGUCUGCUCUGCGCCAGCCCUGUGGAGUACUUUCGGCCUGGCUUGGAGCUCCUCAAUCGGGACAAUGUGGGCUUAGUAUUGCUGCUGCAGCCACUAGUCCCAGAAGGCCUGGGGCAAGUCUCAGUGGCCCCCUUAUGUGUGGCAAAUACUCACGUCCUGUACAACCCACGUCGGGGCGAUGUCAAGCUAGCCCAGAUGGCCAUUUUCUUGGCUGAAGUGGACAAGGUGGCCAGGUUGUCAGAUGGCAGCCACUGCCCCAUCAUCUUGUGUGGGGACCUGAAUUCUGUCCCUGAUUCACCUCUUUACAACUUCGUCAGGGAUGGAGAACUCCAGUACCAUGGGAUGCCGGCCUGGAAGGUAUCUGGGCAGGAAGACUUCUCCCAUCAGCUUUAUCAGAGGAAGCUGCAGGCCCCACUAUGGCCCAGCUCCCUGGGCAUCACUGAUUGCUGUCAGUAUGUCACCUCCUGUCACCCCAAGAGAUCAGAGAAACGUAAGUAUAGCCGAGACUUCCUGCUACGUUUCCGCUUCUGCAGCAUCGCCUGUCAGCGACCUGUAGGACUGGUUCUUAUGGAAGGAGUGACAGAUACUAAGCCAGAGCGACCUGCUGGCUGGGCCGAGCCUGUCGUUGAGGAAGACGUAUCUGAGCCUGAGCCUGACUUCCCCAGGACUGUAGGCACCAUCCAGCACUGCCUCCACCUGACCUCGGUAUAUACUCAUUUCCUGCCCCAGCAUGGCCGCCCAGAGGUCACCACAAUGCCCUUGGGUCUUGGAAUGACAGUAGAUUACAUCUUCUUCUCAGCUGAGUCCUGCGAGAAUGGGAACAGAACUGAUCGCAGGCUUUGUCACGAUGGAACUCUCAAGCUCCUGGGCCGGCUCUCCCUCCUCUCUGAAGAGAUUCUCUGGGCUGCCAAUGGCUUACCCAACCCCUUCUGCUCUUCAGACCACCUCUGCCUACUGGCCAGCUUCGAGAUGGAAGUCACCGCCCUAUGACGGUCUCCCAGGGGAAGAGAGCUUCUCUUCCAGAAGAGCCACCUGGAUCAGAGACGGUGGAAAUAUCCCAUGCUUCUGGAAACUUAGAUCCAAGAAACUUACAUCCCCUCCCCUCCCCUCCUUGUUUCCUUUCUCCCAUGGCUAGAUUUCCUCCAGGCCUGUCCACAUUCUCUGCCUGUGGCCCCUGCCCCAGCCUCUUCCUAAACCUGUGCCACAUACUGGGUGGCCCUGGGAGAGGCAGAAGGGGGGGUUCCCCCUUCCUUCCAUGUAUCCAGUGCUCCCCCUUGAUUUUUAAUCACCAGGGUUGCAGGAGCUAUUGAUCUCAUUGGUUAUUUGUAUUCAGGCCGUUUCUUGGUGGGGUGCCUUCUGACCUGACCUUCUCCCUGCCU